AUGCGUUUCACACUCGCAACCCUCGCAGCAGCACUCCCGUUCAUCCAAGCCGGAACCAUCCUCUGGGACGGCCGCUUCAACGACUUCACCUCCUCUGCCGAUCUCAACAAUUGGUCCUGGAGCAACGAAGUCGGACCCUACCAAUACUACAUCCAUGGCUCCUCCAACGUAACCUCCUACAUCAACCUCUCGCCCAGCUACAAGAACCCCGCCGACCUUGGCUCCACGCAAGGCGCGAAAUUCACGCUCGACGACACGGCGUACUGGAACGGACAGACGAUGCGGCGCACGGAGCUGAUCCCGCAGACCACUGCGGCUAUUAACAGUGGCCUGGUGUGGUACCAUUUCAGCAUCAAAAGGAGUGCGACGAAUGCGCCGAGCGUGUAUCGCGAGCAUCAGAUAUGCUUCUUCGAGAGCCAUUUUACGGAGUUGAAGGCCGGGUGGAUUAGUGGGGAGGCGGGGACGGAGGAUACGGCGCUUAGGUGGGAUGUGGGGGGGACGAGUCAGUGGAGUGUGGUGUGGGAGGCGGAUGUUUGGCAUAAUGUUGCGUAUGAGAUUGACUUCUCAGCCAACACAGUAGCUUUCUGGCACUCCACCGGAUCCUCCGACUUAACACUUACAGUACCCGCCGUCUCGGCUUCAACGUCCUCCAAUGGCGAGGACUGGCAUCUAGGGGUUCUCGAACUCCCUGUAACAGGGCAGGCGGAUACCGAUGAGGAUAUUUACUUUAGCGGUGUAUAUGUCGAGUCUGGAUCCCUUGAUACUUCGGUCAAUAGCCCGGGAGGAGGCGCUGCAGGUUCUUCUUCAGCUUCAGCUUCGGCUUCGGCUUCGCCUACUACACUUGUUAGUUCUGUUAGUAGCAGUACCGCCGCUGCGCCGACGACAACGGGAGGGUCGCUGACUAAGUACACGCAAUGCGGUGGUACGGGGUGGACGGGUAGCGGGGCUUGUGUUGCGGGGACGACGUGUACGGUUUCGAGCGCGUAUUAUUCUCAGUGUUUGUAA
Molecule: messenger RNA, 1005 nt
Organism: Lachnellula hyalina
Lineage: Eukaryota; Fungi; Ascomycota; Leotiomycetes; Helotiales; Lachnaceae
Gene: cbh1
Product: Exoglucanase
Exons: 2
Coding region: 1-1005 (334 amino acids)
Biological process (GO): carbohydrate metabolic process
Cellular component (GO): extracellular region
Molecular function (GO): cellulose binding
Source: RefSeq, a predicted model, not a curated record